Molecule: messenger RNA, 1921 nt
Organism: Empidonax traillii (willow flycatcher)
Lineage: Eukaryota; Metazoa; Chordata; Aves; Passeriformes; Tyrannidae
Product: transmembrane protein 189-like
Exons: 6
Coding region: 83-901 (272 amino acids)
Biological process (GO): ether lipid biosynthetic process
Cellular component (GO): endoplasmic reticulum membrane
Molecular function (GO): plasmanylethanolamine desaturase activity
Source: RefSeq, a predicted model, not a curated record
GCCGCGCCCGCCCCGCCGCAGCGCGGCCCGUUGCGGACGCGGCCGGGCCGAGCGCGGGCCCUGCGCGCCCAGCGGCGCGGACAUGGCGGGCAGCGGCGCGGCGGCCGCGGCGCCCAGGGACGAGCCCCCCGAGGAGCCCGAGGGCGGCGGGCGGCGCUGGGGAGCGCAGCACGCCGGGGCCCGCGAGCUGGCCGAGCUCUACUCGCCAGGAAAGAGACUACAAGAAUGGAUUUCUGUCAUCUUAUGCUUCUCUCUGAUCUGUUUCAAUUUUUACAAUCUCCUCUUCUAUUUGCGACUGGAACACACGCCCUCGGUUAUCGUUGGGAUAUUUGCAGGAGUUAUUACGGCUGACUUCCUAUCAGGAUUAUUUCACUGGGGAGCGGAUACCUGGGGAUCUGUGGAGCUACCCAUAGUUGGAAAGGCUUUCAUCCGACCCUUUAGGGAACAUCACAUUGACCCCACAGCAAUUACCAGACAUGAUUUCAUAGAGACCAAUGGGGACAACUGCUUCAUGACACUGGUCCCACUAGCAAACAUGGCAUACAAAUUUGUUUCUUUCUCCCCAGAGGCACUGUACGAGACAUGUCCCUGGGAGUGUUACGUCUUCGCGCUCAUCAUCUUCAUCACCAUGACGAACCAGAUCCACAAGUGGUCCCACACGUACUUUGGGCUCCCACGCUGGGUCAUAUUCCUGCAGGACUGGCACAUUAUCCUGCCCAGGAAGCACCACAGGAUCCAUCAUGUGUCUCCACACGAAACCUACUUCUGCAUCACCACUGGUUGGCUGAACUAUCCAUUAGAGAAGAUAAGAUUUUGGAGGUGUUUGGAGAACAUCAUCCAAGGACUUACUGGGGAGAAGCCAAGAGCAGAUGACAUGAAAUGGGCUCAGAAAAUCAAAUAACUUUUGCCAGCCUUCUGCAAUCCUUAACUUGUUGCCAAUGUUGUUUUUAAAAGAAAAAAAAAAAAUAAAGCCAUCAGCCAAAUUCAAGACCUGCAAAGAAAUAACAGACUCUAAAGCACAAACUAAAAAGUGCUAACACAGACUGCAAUGAAAAGAACUAAUUCUUAAAACAAUACUUGAAAUGAAGAUGAUUACUCUCACUGAGCACCUUUUUGUUUAGCCAUGUCUGCUUACACAUUAGAACGUGCUGUGUCCGUGAGCUGUCGGGCAGCCCGAGGGCAGGACAGUCACUCCAGUGGUACGUGGUGGCGUAGGAAACAUGUGUUGUAUCAACAUUAUUUAACACUUCCAAAAUAGCUUGUUGCCUAAGUCCUAUAGGGAGAGUGGUGACAAGGGUUUGUCACUCUGUGUCCAAGUGCUCUGCAUGAGAGCAGUGUCAGGGCAGGGGGAGCCCAGAAAAUCAUGACUGUUCAAUGCACUUUGUGAUUGAUGAACGUGCAGCUCUGUCUUCACUAUCAUGUUAAAUCCAAUUGAUGUCGUGUGGAACAGACUUUGAGAAUCCUGCUCCUCCAGUGGGCCACGAAUCCUCAAGUGUCUUCAGCUUCCCUUAAAAUAAAAUUGUUCUACUCUCCACGUGGAAUUGAGCAAACCAUUUCUACAUAAGCCUUCAACUUAAGGAGCCUCUGAGGAGGGAGGGCACCCCGUACAACACCUGCUCGUGUGGAGUGCUCACUGCUAUUAAGUGUUUCCUACCCUGACAAUAAAUGUUUAAACUAGUUCUAGCAUUGGGCACACCGCAAAUAGCUGUAUUCAAGAGCUCAAGGUAUCAAACUUGUAAUGUUAGAAGGGAAAUGUCAAUGACUGGUGUUUUGUUCUUUUUUUUUUUUUUUUUUUAAGGUGCUUGCUUGUUUCUGUAAAUAAUAUAAAGCCUUAAUCUCUUCUGGUGUAAUGGAAUAAUAUUUUAAUGUGAUGUUUGAAUGUAUAUAAUAUAUUUAUAACAAAGCAGUUGGAUAAUACUAA